CAAGAUAAUCGUUGACAAUGCCGCUCAUUGCUAUUUAGUGUAUUUUAUUGUGGUAAAUAAUUUAUAAUAACUGACAAUUGUCCACAGUAAUGUCCGUUUGCACAUCCGCUGAAAUAGCCGAAAAGCGGCGCAUUGCAAUGGCCAAGCUGCAGGCGAAAAAGGCGCACGUACAGUCCGCCAACUCAAGUACAACAACAGCAGCAACAAGUGCAAUUGAACAAUUGAGCGCCAAGACAGCAGCGUCCAAGUUUUACAAUUCGCCGCCACAAAACAACAACAGCUCCAACUUUAAUAACAACAACAAAAACAGCAAUAAGAGCUCCGCCUUUCUGAAUGCCCUCAAAGCCAUCAAGUCCACAAGUUCCCGGGAACUAAGUCGUGCUGCAGCUCAUCCUUAUCAGCGUCCCAAUGGAGCAAGCAAACCCAUAUUAACGCUCUGUCCAGUGACACAAAAUCCAUCUGCUACCUUGGCACCGGUAAUUGUCAAAUCCAUCACCUGCCGAGUAUACUUGAUAAGUGCCAAGAGAUUUGCCGUAGACGCCUCGGGUUACCAUGAGAAGCUCAUUGAAGUGUUUAAGCGAAUGCCAACGAAGUCCUAUGAUAGUCAAACACGCAUCUGGAAUUUUGACUUGACGGAUUACCAUUCGCUGCAGCAGCAUGUGGGCGAUCUUAAGCCACAUGUUGUCAUUGGCACGAUACCAAAGAAAAUCAUUGAGAUGUGUCAACAGACUCCCAAGCGGAUGGAUUACAGCGUGUUGGCUUCCAUUAACGCCACGUUGGCCGACAAGUUGAUGCCCUUUCAGCAGGAGGGCGUAUGCUUUGCCAUAAGUCAACAUGGACGUGUUAUGAUCUGUGAUGAAAUGGGCUUGGGCAAGACAUAUCAAGCUCUGGCUAUUGCCGACUUUUUCAAGGAGGAUUGGCCACUGCUCAUCUGCACCACGGCCAGCACACGCGACUCUUGGGCCCGGCACAUUGCCGAUCUUUUGCCAUCGGUGCCGGUACACUAUGUCCAAGUGCUGGCCAACAAUCAGACUUAUGUGGCGGAUGCCAAAGUAUUGAUUGCCAGCUACAACAUGAUGGAGCGCAACAUGGACAAGCUGCUGCAGCGUGCAUUUGGCAUUGUCAUUUACGAUGAAUCCCAUACACUCAAGAACGGCAAAGCCAAGUGCACCGUGGUGGCGAAGCGUCUCGCCGAGAAAGCCAAGCGUGUAAUCCUGCUGUCCGGCACGCCAGCCUUAUCACGUCCCCUUGAGCUCUUCACCCAACUGCACUUGGUCGACAGUCGCUUUAUGAAUUUCAUGGAAUUCACCUCUCGUUAUUGUGAUGGCAAGCAGACAACUUUCGGUUGGGAUGCCAAUGGCCAAUCAAAUCUGGAAGAACUGAAGGUCAUUUUGAUGCUUAAAUAUAUGCUAAGGCGCACCAAGGUUGAGGUGUUACCGCAGCUAGCCGAAAAGAAUCGAGAAACAGUUGUGCUGGAUCCAGUGCUGGUGUGGACUAAUGAUGAUGCCAAAACAAGUAUAAAUGAUCUAAAUACGGAGCUUCAAUCAGCCAAGGGUCGAUCUAGAGAGGAGGUCUUACUGCGCUUCUAUGCUCGAACUGCAGAGGUCAAAACAAGAGCAGUGUGCUCCUAUCUCAAGACAUUAAUUAAGGAGAACAUUAAGCUUAUUAUCUUUGCACAUCAUCGAGUAAUGCUGGAUGCCAUUAGUGAUUGUCUGACUGCACUUAGAGUGAAUUACAUUCGGAUCGAUGGACAAACCCGGAGUGAUCUCAGAGCUGACUAUGUAGACACCUUUCAAAAGAAGAGCAACUGCAAGGUCGCGGUGCUUUCACUAAAAGCCUGCAAUUCUGGCAUUACGUUGACCGCAGCCGAAAUGAUUGUAUUUGCCGAGUUGGACUGGAAUCCCAGUACUUUGGCGCAGGCAGAAAGUCGGGCUCAUCGUAUUGGUCAAACAAAACCAGUGGUGUGUCGUUAUUUGAUGGCCACUCAAACUGCAGAUGAUACCAUCUGGAAUAUGCUGAAGAGCAAGCAAGAGGUGCUCAGCAAAGUGGGCAUCUUUGCGGAGAAUCUUCAGCAGGCAACGCACACAGCAGCACCGACAACGUCCCAAAGAAUUGAUCAAUUUUUCUCACCCGCCAAAUCAGCAGAUGUACAGGCUAAAACUAGCACAAUGCAAAAAUACUUUUCCCCACAGCCGGCAACUUCGACGACAAGUGAAGCAAACCAUAAUGCUAAGAACCAUAAGACAGAUUCGGGUCAGGAUAUAGCUUCAUUUUUCACUGAAGAUGAUGAUGAUACAUUUAAGGAUUUGAUUUUCUAAUUAAUUAUACGAACAUAGAAAAUUCCAUCUGCAAAUGUAAAAAUGUGGAUACGGAUCAAUGAAGAUACACGUAUAAAGUCAAUCUGUUUUGAUUUUCUGAUUGAUUUUUGUUAAUGAUAUUAAUUGUAAAGAUAAUGGAUACGAAUCAGGAAAUGCUUUCUAAGAUUAUAUAAUAAGUUAAAUUCAAUCUCUAAAUAUGAAGAACGUGGGUACGAUUCAGGAUACAGCAGCAUUUUUUGAUUUUCUGGUAGUUUAGUUUUCUUAAUGUAAUUAUACAAAUGCACAAAAUGCAAUCUGUAAAUGUGAAGAAUAUGUCUUUCAGUUUGUCUUUCAUUUGAACAGAUAAGACAAAAGUAAUUAUUGGAUGAUCUAUGCAUCCAUUCCAUUUGUUAGGCAUUGUUUAUCUUGUAUUCUCGAGUUAUUUCCACGCAUGCUCUUUAGCGAGUGAGGUAAAUAUAGCUUGGGAGUCGUCCCUGGCAACAACUCAAAUAAAUAAAUAUAUAAAUUGUCUGGA
Molecule: messenger RNA, 2832 nt
Organism: Drosophila innubila
Lineage: Eukaryota; Metazoa; Arthropoda; Insecta; Diptera; Drosophilidae
Gene: Marcal1
Product: SWI/SNF-related matrix-associated actin-dependent regulator of chromatin subfamily A-like protein 1
Exons: 8
Coding region: 90-2318 (742 amino acids)
Biological process (GO): replication fork processing; DNA repair
Cellular component (GO): nuclear replication fork
Molecular function (GO): ATP-dependent chromatin remodeler activity; ATP binding
Source: RefSeq, a predicted model, not a curated record